Symbiodinium sp. CCMP2592 is the source of this 2475-nucleotide messenger RNA. NCBI's taxonomy places the organism in Eukaryota, Dinophyceae, Suessiales, Symbiodiniaceae. The record is from the annotation of a GenBank genome assembly.
AUGACCGAACAACUGGCAACGUUUCGGUACGCCUGGGUCGAUGCCGACCCGACCAGUCAGUCGCUUGUUCCUUCGAGCACGUGGUGGUGGAGCCAGCAGUACACGGCAGCAGGAAUUGUGAAGGAGUUGGAGGUGUUCAAUUCCCUGCAAAGCCUGCAACUGUACAUCACGCAUGGGGAGGACGACCUUUACGUUCAAUGCAGCAAUGUUGCGGCGGCUUGUGCGUGGCUACGGGAAGCCUUUUCCCAGGAGAUUCGCUCCGGACAAGAAGAGCGGGCAAGAUCCUCCAGCUUGGGGAGCGCCCUGUUUGGCGUCUGCAGCCAGCCGACUGUGGCAGAAGACUUCGUACCCGAGAGCGCUUCGGACGAGUGUCCUCCUGCAGGCACUGAAGCCGCUGAAGCUUCGACGAGGCUCCGUGACCUUGGAGAUUGCCUCGCGCAUGAUGAGACUUCAAAGGUUCAGUACAUGCAUGGCGACCUCUACAGUCAGCUGGCCCGUCACAACCCCUGGAGAUGGAGCUACCUUCGCAGCCCUGAGCAAGCAGCCAAAGAAUUAGAUGAGCAGCCUCAGGCGCGGAAGGUCUUGCUCCGAGUGGCAUCGCCCACGCAAAGGCUGCAGAAGAUGUUUCCAAGCCCGGCUUCUGCAGCGGUGUGGAUUCGCAGGAGAUUGGUGAAUUCCAGCGAUCCAGCCCUGGACGAAGAACGCUUAUGCGUGAUAUGCCUGACACAGCCGCGCAAUGUGCUUCUCAUGCCUUGCCGCCAUGCCGUGCUGUGCGAAGAAUGCCUGGAGAUCAUCAUGCAGCGCAGACCCAGCGAGUGUCCAAUUUGCCGGAGGCGUAUCCAGAACCAUGCACGUGGCCGCUUCAUUGACGACUAUGUGGAGCUAGUUUUAGCCGCCGAGGCUCGGAUGGAGCUUUCACAGCUGCAGGCCUAUGAAGGCAUGUACAACCAUAUUCGGCCUCUAAUGGUCACCGGUGCCUUGCUCGCGUCUGGAGCCGCAGCUUGCUUUGUGGUCGCCCCUCCACUGGCACCAGUCGUAGCACCAGCAUUGCUCACCGGCGCCACUGUGCUCGGUUACCUGCCCUGGUUCGCAACCACUGUCGCGCACUUCGAGAGUGAGGACAUGGCCGAUUCAACACUCCAGAACCGCAUUUUCUCACAGGAGGACUUGACAAGCCCUCUUACACUAGUAACCAAGUCGGCAGUACUCCUUGUGGCAGCACCAGUCGCUGGUGUGGUAUUCUUCCUCCCCUAUGGGAUUUAUGCCGGAGUGCUGCGUCCGCUUACACGGCUGACGCUCCAAGGGCUCGUGAGAGCUGCCUGUCUGACGCAUGUCUAUGUCCUAAGGCCUGCGGCUUCAAUGGCGGCAGCUGUCUGGGAGUUUCUUUCUGGCACAGGAAGUGCAUUCGGAGAUGGGUUCAUGGCCUGCCUCAAGUCUCUGUAUGACAGGGUGUUGUGCCCUCUGGGCUCAGGCUUGAAGUGGCUGGGACAGCGUUUGGUGGACGUGGCCCAGUGGACUUAUCGAGGCGUGAUGAUGCCGGUAUGGAAUGCCACUUGCUGGUUCGCAGAAGCUGCAUACAAGAAUGUCCUUCUACCCAGCGCUCAGGCAGCCUGGAAUGCGAUUCAGGCCGCUGCCCAGGCAACUUACACCUACGUUUUGGCACCUGCUGGGCGUGGCCUGGCUGCCAUGGCAGAAAAUCUGGGCGGAGUGCUCACCGUUUGCGCUGAAGGCCUCUAUGCAUACAUAUUGCUGCCCACAGGACAAGCCGCUUGGGCUGGCCUGAAGGCAUUGUGCUACGGUGUGGGAGCUGCUGCACAUGGCACCUAUGAGCACAUGCUGGUCCCCUUCGCGAGUGCUCUUGCAUCUGCGCUGAAAGCUUUCGGACGCUGCCUGGGAUCAAGCGCAGAGGCUUUGUAUGGAUAUGUUCUUCAGCCUCUAGGAAGCGGCAUCUAUGCCUAUGUCUUGGCACCUGCUGCCUUGGCCGGGCGCGCUGUUGCGGGAGCUAUCUGGCAUGGAGCGGGAAUGGCUGUAUCUGCAGUUGGUCAACUUGCACAACUUGGCUAUGCCUAUGUCUUGGUACCGGUCGGCCAUGCCAUAGGGGCUACUGGCACAGCUCUAUGGUACGCAUCCAGUGCAGUGGCUGCUGCAGCUGUCCUUUUCGCGCAGGCGGGAUAUGCCACGGUGAUCCGCCCCUGUGCGAAUGCCAUCGUUGCCGUCGCAGAAGGCACCUACAGAACCGUACUGCGUCCGUGUGGCCUAGCAUUGGCUGCCGCUGCCCAAUCCGUUGGUCAGGCAGUGCUGGCAGUUGCCCAGGUAAGCGGCCAUGUGAUCUAUGCCUAUGUCAUUUGCCCAGUCGGCCAGGCCAGCCAGGCUGCUCUCCUCGCAGCAAGAGAGGCAGUGCAGCAGUGCAGUGCAACCGCAAGAAGCACUGGCCAAACUGUCCGUGUCACCAUCCAAAGUCUAGUGAGACGCUAG